UGUUGUCUAUUGUUGUUGCUGGCCGGCAUUCAAAGCAUUGAUUGUAUUUAUUAUUUUUCUCUAGAUAAAAUUAAAACUAUAUUUCUAUAAAUACUCCAAUAAUGUCCAAUAUAGUGCAAUAUGUUAUUGUUCGCAGUGAUUUAAAGUCUGUACUCGGAUGGCCUUUGGGUGCCGUCAUAGCACAAUGCUGUCAUGCCUCGACAGCGGUAAUGCAUUUACAUCGAGAUGAUGAGGCUACCAAAGCGUAUGUGGAUGAUUUGGAUAAUAUGCACAAAGUGGUACUGGGCGCGAAAGAUGAAGAAGCUCUGCGCAAACUUUCACAGAAGUUAACCGAAAAUGAUAUUAAGCACAAAAUGUGGAUAGAACAACCGGAAAAUAUUCCAACAUGUAUUGCCGUAAAACCCUAUGCAAAAGAUGAUGUUCAUAAGUUUGUUAAAAACCUGAAAUUGUUGAAGGAAUAAAUAUAUUGUGAUAUAGGACAUUGAGACAAAGGAAA
Messenger RNA from Musca domestica (house fly), 496 nucleotides. Its product is annotated as putative peptidyl-tRNA hydrolase PTRHD1. NCBI's taxonomy places the organism in Eukaryota, Metazoa, Arthropoda, Insecta, Diptera, Muscidae. The record is from RefSeq and is a predicted model, not a curated record. Bases 102 to 461 code for a protein of 119 amino acids. Gene Ontology annotation, molecular function: peptidyl-tRNA hydrolase activity. The transcript is spliced from 2 exons.